Molecule: messenger RNA, 2072 nt
Organism: Seriola dumerili (greater amberjack)
Lineage: Eukaryota; Metazoa; Chordata; Actinopteri; Carangiformes; Carangidae
Gene: pex11g
Product: peroxisomal biogenesis factor 11 gamma
Exons: 5
Coding region: 132-854 (240 amino acids)
Biological process (GO): peroxisome fission
Cellular component (GO): peroxisomal membrane
Source: RefSeq, a predicted model, not a curated record
CAAAGUCCAGCUGAGAGCUGGUCCAGUGAUUAAAGACAAAAAUGGAGAUGUUGUACUGGAGCUUCACAGAUCCUUGUUUGUUUCUUUAACAGCGUCGUGAGUGUGUGUGUGUGUGUGAGCUGCAGACAGACAUGCAGGAGUCUGUGGAGUCUCUGGUCCGACUGCUGGAGUCCUACAGAGGAAGAGAUAAAGUUAUCAGGACGGUCUGUUAUGGCUCCCAGCUUGUUGGAGGAGUUCUUUCCCGUAAGGCAGAAGCAGACGUCUCGUCCCAGCGUCUCGGAAAAAGUCUGCUGUUAUUUUCUGCUCAGCUCAGCCAAUGCAGGACGGUGCUGAGGCUGUUUGACGAUCUCUCCAUGCUGGCUUAUUCCCGCAGCUAUGGGUUUGGAGACGGGGAGGAGGACAGAGGUGUUCGUUGGAUUUCUGUGCUGACCAACGUGGCCGAUCAGCUCUAUUACCCCUGUGAACACAUCGCAUGGGCCGCCGACGCUGAGCUCAUCAAAGUGAAGUCUGAUAAAUGGUGGCUGUUGAGCACGGUGCUGUGGGGAACCUCGCUGCUGCUGGGAAUACUCAGGUCGCUUCGAGUUCUGCUGCUGCUGAAGAAGAAGCUGAAGAGAUGUGGGAGAGAUGGAGCUGGCAACAGUCACUCUCAGCUCUGCAGACAGAUGCGAGGGGAGGUUCUGUCCAUCCUCAGCAGCAUGGCUGACCUCAGUAACGCCAUUCACUGGAUGCCGCCCGGCUUCCUGUGGGCUGGUCGAUUCCCCAACUGGCUGGUGGGGCUGAUGGGCACCAUCUCAUCUCUGAUUGGUUUAAUCCAGAUGAGCACCAGCGACAGUGACCAGACAGACAGCACAUAGUCUUCACCUCACAGUGAGGAGUAGAUGAGAGGCUUAGAUCAGCACCGAACGAUUGACUUACGGUCUAUCGGUGGAAAAUGCUGAAUGAAACGAUGUGAAGCAGAUCCAGAACAUAUGAAAUCAAAACCAUCUGGACCUAUGACUGCACAGUAAGGAAAUAAAUUUAAUACACUAGUGGCCAAUCUUCAGAUGUGAAUGAAAGCUGCUUGAAAAAAUAAGUAAGCAAAACAUCUUCAAAUUCACAAGAUUUUUUUAAAUAUGUUUGGACAUUUUAGUCAGUCGUCAGACAGUGAGAGGUAGGAUUUGAUGAUGAGAUUAAUCAAUCAAAUUUUCUUUUAUUUAGCUCGUAUUUCUAAGAUAACUGCUGCAGUUUUACAAUCACACAACUGUGAAAUUCAUUGAGAAUAUAUGUGUUGUUACAUAGAUGAAAGUAUUACAUGGCAUGCAUUUUAGUAGAGUGUAGAGGUUUUCAGAGAGUAGGAUGUAGAUCCUACAUGACAAUAAAAUCCUGAUGGCAUUGUGGUUACUUGGGGGCACUUCCUGGGGUAAAUCUUCUUUGUAUUUAUCCCAUAAUGACACUGUGUGUCCUGGUUUGUCAAUAUUCAAAGUGGUCUAACAUUUCCCCCCUAUUCCUGGCUGGUCAAAAGUUGAUUUUUGCAGCAAUCACUAGGUUUAACAGAGGUUUUAAGCGCAGGAGAGACACAAAGUGACACUAAACCUCUACCUGUUCCGUCAACCCAGACGGUCACAGCACAAUUAGCUAAAAUAGGGGAUUUCAUGGCUGUGUUUUGAAAUUAAAUCUGUGUGUUGAGUUUAAGAGAUGUACGAUAAUGAGUAGAAAGGCUAGAAAAUUGUUGCCUUAGAGACACACUCCAUACAGCUGAUUUUAAAUCUUGCAUUUAUUCGUCUACAGUGAUUCAUAAACUGUGAAUUAAUUAUUAUACCUUGUUAGUAUUGUGAUGAUUGGGCUGCAAGGAUUCAUCUGAAAAGUACUGAACAUAGUAAGUGCCCUAGGUGUUGAAAUUGUCUUAACUGUUGACAUUAGCCGCAGAAAUAUCUGAAUACAUCAGGGAAUCAGUAAAAAUCAGGUAUGAGAUUUUGGAAUGAAGUUUGGUAUCCCCUAGACAUUGCUGACCACGUUUUAGAUGGAAACAGUCUGUAAUACUGGUCAAAUGGGACAGAAGAUACCCAGAAUGUAAAUGAAUAAAAAUGUAAAAU